This is a messenger RNA of Nomia melanderi (Alkali bee), 893 nucleotides long. NCBI's taxonomy places the organism in Eukaryota, Metazoa, Arthropoda, Insecta, Hymenoptera, Halictidae. The record is from RefSeq and is a predicted model, not a curated record.
UAUUUUAAAGUAAUGUCCAAAGUAAUAUUGCUUGUUCUAUGUUUAAAAUGAUUUUUCGGUAUUCUCCGUCGAAGAGCACUUUGUUAAACAAUGGGUUUAGACAUGUGUUUCUUUGCUUUAUAACACCUGCGGUCCAAUUCUACCUAAUAAAUGACGUCAAACGCGAACUUAAAUACAUACCUUGCAAAGCAAAUAUUGCGUACACUGCAAAACAAUAAUGAGUUAAUGAUAACGAUCGCAGGAUAAAAUGGUCUUUGGGAAACUAAAUCAUAUUUUUCACAGAGUAUUUAAAGCGUGAAGUUAUUUUGAAGUUAUUAAAGCAACAACGAUUUGAACAAAAAUCAAGUUACCUAAUGUUAACUCUGUGUAUAGAAAAAUACUUAUCUUCGAUAUAACAUCAAUAAAAGUACUUGCAAUGACAGCUUAUUAUUAUUUUGUAAUUGUUGGUCAUGCCGAUAAUCCUUUAUUUGAAAUUGAAUUUAACAAUUCUGGAAAGGAUGCAAAGAAAGAAGAUUACUCACAUUUAAAUCAAUUCAUUGCACAUUCUGCAUUAGAUCUCAUAGACGAGCAUACCUGGAAAACGCCGAAUAUGCAUCUAAAAAUUGUAGAUAAAUUCAACCAAUGGUUUGUGAGUGCCUUCGUUACUGCAACACACAUUAGAUUCAUUAUGGUACAUGAUAGCAAAAAUGAAGAUGGCAUAAAGAAUUUCUUCAAUGAAAUGUAUGAGACAUAUAUAAAAUACUCUAUGAAUCCAUUCUAUAAGUUAAACACACCUAUUAAGUCUAUUGGCUUUGAAAAAAAGGCCCAAUUGUAUGGUAGAAAAUAUUUAUCAUCAUAAGCUGAUUUAUUUCAAUUUUGUGAAGUGUUAAUAAUAAAGCAUAUUAAUGUUGUUA